This is a messenger RNA of Cucurbita maxima (winter squash), 988 nucleotides long. Its product is annotated as chlorophyll a-b binding protein of LHCII type 1-like. NCBI's taxonomy places the organism in Eukaryota, Viridiplantae, Streptophyta, Magnoliopsida, Cucurbitales, Cucurbitaceae. Gene Ontology annotation, biological process: response to light stimulus; photosynthesis, light harvesting in photosystem I. The coding region runs from base 86 to 895 and encodes 269 amino acids. The record is from RefSeq and is a predicted model, not a curated record. Gene Ontology annotation, cellular component: chloroplast envelope; chloroplast thylakoid membrane; plastoglobule. The transcript has a single exon.
UUCUACUUCUAUAAAACAAACCAAACCCUUAACUAAAUUCGUCAUCUUCACUCAACUCAAAGAGAAAACAACAGCAACAACGAAAAUGGCAGCAGCUUCAUCAAUGGCUUUGUCCUCCCCAUCUCUCGCCGGCCAAGCCGUGAAAUUAUCCCCCGCCGCUGCCUCCAACCUCCUCGGCGAGAGCCGUGUCACCAUGAGGAAAACCGCUGGCAGGCCCAAGCCCGUCUCCUCCGGUAGCCCAUGGUACGGCCCAGAUCGUGUCAAGUACUUGGGCCCAUUCUCCGGCGAGCCCCCCUCCUAUCUUACCGGCGAGUUCCCCGGCGACUACGGCUGGGACACUGCUGGCCUCUCUGCCGACCCAGAGACCUUCGCCAAAAACCGUGAGCUGGAAGUGAUCCACUCGAGGUGGGCCAUGCUUGGGGCUCUUGGGUGCGUCUUCCCGGAGCUUCUGUCUCGCAACGGCGUGAAGUUCGGCGAGGCCGUGUGGUUCAAAGCCGGGUCUCAGAUCUUCAGCGAGGGUGGGCUCGACUAUUUGGGGAACCCGAGCUUGGUUCACGCGCAGAGCAUUCUGGCGAUCUGGGCUUGCCAGGUUGUGCUGAUGGGAGCCGUGGAGGGGUACAGAAUUGCGGGUGGGCCGCUGGGUGAGAUCACGGACCCAAUUUACCCAGGGGGGAGCUUCGACCCAUUGGGGCUGGCGGACGACCCAGAGGCCUUCGCCGAGCUCAAAGUGAAGGAGCUGAAGAAUGGAAGAUUGGCAAUGUUUUCGAUGUUUGGAUUCUUUGUGCAGGCAAUUGUGACAGGGAAAGGACCUUUGGAGAACUUGGCUGACCAUUUGGCUGACCCUGUUAACAACAACGCUUGGGCUUUUGCCACUAACUUUGUACCUGGAAAGUGAUCAUCACUCCUCCUCCUAUUUAGCUUCUACUUCCUAAUGUGUUCUAAAUAUUUGGGUGUUUCAUGUUAUGGAACUAUCAAGCUUUUCCUUUAA